AUGGCAGCAGCAACAAACUGCAGAGAAUCACAACCCUCGACACCACCAAUUGAGGAAAAAUCAGAGUAUCCCACUCUGCUACUGAAGCUGAUGAGCAAAAGAAGAACAUGGGUCUUCCUUUUUGUCUCUGUCUACACCGUCCUGCUCUCUCUCUCCUCGAACCUCCUCAAAUCCGUCCUCUCCCGCUACGAAUUCGAGUAUUCUUCUUCUUCAUCUUCUUCGGCGCUGUACGUGUCGAUGCUCCUCGGGCUCGCCUUCGGCGUUCUGUCCAUGGUGGCGGCGCUGGCGGUGGCUGUGCCGGCCACGCUGGUGACGUGGAUUACCGUCCUCGUGCUCUUGACUUUCUGCGGGAAGCCCAGAAAGGAUCUGGUGGUGGAGGGCAAGAAAUUGACGGCUGAGAUUACUGGGUUCGUGCUCAGGGUGUUGAUCAAGGAAGGGAAUGUUGUGGCUGCGCUCUGUGCUGUUGUUGGGUAUUUUGCUCUGCUUCGGAAGAAUAAGGAUUUUGAUUCUUAG
This is a messenger RNA of Striga hermonthica, 513 nucleotides long. The record is from the annotation of a GenBank genome assembly. NCBI's taxonomy places the organism in Eukaryota, Viridiplantae, Streptophyta, Magnoliopsida, Lamiales, Orobanchaceae.